Molecule: messenger RNA, 1319 nt
Organism: Vitrella brassicaformis
Lineage: Eukaryota; Vitrellaceae
Source: the annotation of a GenBank genome assembly
GGCACCUUCCUUCACUCGAGGGUGUCACGUCAUGCAGUGGUUACAGGCAGAAAGAGACGGUCAUAGCCGAUCAGACAGAGAGAGAGAGAGGGAUACAGGCAGGUGCGGAAGUAGCAAAGCAGUGCAAGCCGGCGCUUGAGCAACGAACAAAGUCUCUGUACAACAGCUCAUCCAUCCAUCCAUGGCAGCUGCAUGUGUCGGUCAUCAAGUAACGUCGAACCGGUGCUCCGUGCGUGCACAGUUGUCGUUCCGACGUUACUUGACGACUCCCACAUGCAGCUCCGCAGGACCAUGAGUGUGUGUCUCCAUUCUUCCUCCAUAUCCAUCAUGGCUACAGCUACAGACAAUGUCCGUCGUCAAAGCGAUAUCUGCCGCCACAAACACACACACAUACACCCACCCGCAGGCACACGCACACGAGCAUACGUACCGUCUAUUCUUCAAUGCGGUCGCUUCCCACCUGUGUGUUGUACUUAGGUGGUCUUGGAUCUAUUUGGCUUUGAGUGCCACGAGCAGCGCGUUGGUGACCACGGUCAUCUCGUUGAAUGCCUUCGCCACCUCGCCGACCAGCUCCAGCAUGUCCUCCUUGCCACUCCAGGCCUCGACCAGCGACAUCGCAUACGCCUCCCCCUCCAGACCCGCCCCCUUCAGCUCCUCCUUCAACUCGUCCUCGGGCGACGGGUCAGUGCUCGCCUCGAAGCCCUCACGGCCACUGGUGGGGUGGAACAUGCCACCACGCAACCGCAGAACCAGGUGCAGGGUGGAUUCCAGCUUGAUGUUGUAGUACAUGAGCAUCAGGUUGUCCUCCAGCUGUCUGCCGCCGAACAUCAGGCGCUGCGAGUCGACAGGGAUGUCCUCCUUGUCCUGCAGCUGGCGCUUGAUGGCCAACACCGAGUCGUCCAGCUGAACAUCGAGGGUGACGGUCUUGCCUACAAUGACAGCAAACAUGCAUACACACAUCCGAUCACGUGUGCAGCCCAGCCGGGGCGUGCCGAUCAUCCUGACCAUGGAGUGUUUUGACGAAGAUCUGCGUCCCUCCACGCUCCUUGGCCUCCUCAGCCACCUCUCUGGCCAUCUCACGCAUCUUGUCGGCGCCUUCUUUGGCCUCCGCCUUGAGGUGCUGCAGAUGGUGCACCUGCUCGUCCACCGGCUUGUCCGCGAGAGCCUUGAGCGCGUCGCGGUGACCAUGCUCUGCAUGGCCAACAACGCCCUUCUGCACCAUUACCAGCCCCUCCCAAGCGUGGCACAGUCUGGCAAGCGCCUUGCCGCUCUCAAGCAUGGCGAAAUUCAAAAGUUGUUGAGCUCGCAUUCAGACGUUG